This is a messenger RNA of Bufo bufo (common toad), 836 nucleotides long. It is a transcript of the gene TCF24, whose product is annotated as transcription factor 24. The transcript is spliced from 3 exons. NCBI's taxonomy places the organism in Eukaryota, Metazoa, Chordata, Amphibia, Anura, Bufonidae. Gene Ontology annotation, biological process: regulation of transcription by RNA polymerase II; developmental process. The record is from RefSeq and is a predicted model, not a curated record. Bases 174 to 725 code for a protein of 183 amino acids. Gene Ontology annotation, molecular function: protein dimerization activity; RNA polymerase II transcription regulatory region sequence-specific DNA binding; DNA-binding transcription factor activity, RNA polymerase II-specific.
GUGGCAGACACCAGCCCCACAGACAGCUGCUGUGCUCAGUGAUGACAGAUCUGCUCUAUCUCAUGAUCAUCAGAACCAGAAGAAGACCACCAUACUCAUCCCUGCCUCCAGUCCUGCCCUCCACACUCUACUGACUGGGGGACCCUCAUCUGGAUCCAGUAUUCAGUGUUGCUAUGGUGGAGAAAGUCCAACGCCCUCUGGUGACCAGUCUUGUGCACAGCAGAGAAGAAUCUCCAGAGGGCUCUGAAAAAGGCUCACAUCUUUCCUUGGGCAAAGGAACAUUAGAAGGAGCAAAGUCUGGAGUAAGUAACAUGGGAGGGCGUCCAGCUGCUGCCAAUGCUGCCCGUGAGAGAACCCGGGUACAAACUCUGCGACAUGCUUUCCUGGAGCUACAGAGGACAUUACCUUCUGUGCCUCCAGAUACAAAACUUUCAAAGUUGGAUGUUCUCAUACUUGCCACCACCUACAUUGCACACCUUACCCGCAGUCUCCAGGAAGAAGAUGAAAACAGCCAAAGCCAUCAGUCCACAACUCCCGGUAAUUCUGGCAGUGUCAGUCCAGAUCUUCUAGGAAGUCUGCACAGUGGGGAUGGAUACUUACAUCCUGUCAAGAAAUGGCCCAUGAGGUCUAGACUAUAUAUCGGGGCCACUGGGCAGUUCCUCCACCAUUCUUCAGGAUCAGAGGGCCUGGACCACGAGGAGACCAUGCAAAGAUCAGAAUGCUAAGACUGGCGCUCUUCACUGUGCUGAAAAAUUUGACUUUAUUCUCCUGUCACUUUCUGUGUUUGGAAAUUCCUGCAUGAAUCACCUUCUGCCUCAAAGGCUGUUUUAAACUGA